Messenger RNA from Durio zibethinus, 568 nucleotides. Its product is annotated as large ribosomal subunit protein uL24z. Gene Ontology annotation, cellular component: large ribosomal subunit; ribosome. The record is from RefSeq and is a predicted model, not a curated record. Gene Ontology annotation, molecular function: RNA binding; structural constituent of ribosome. Gene Ontology annotation, biological process: translation. NCBI's taxonomy places the organism in Eukaryota, Viridiplantae, Streptophyta, Magnoliopsida, Malvales, Malvaceae.
AUUCUUUCAAAACCCUAAAUCCCCACUUUCUCCAUUGGCCGUCGCCGAGUCGAAGAGGAAUCAAACCCCACCCGCUGCAGCAAAAAUGAAGUACAACCCACGAGUCUCCUCUUCUCGCCGCAAGAACCGCAAGGCCCAUUUCUCGGCACCUUCCUCCGUCCGCCGCGUGCUAAUGAGCGCACCGCUCUCAUCCGAUCUGAGGUCCAAGUACAACGUCCGCUCCAUGCCGGUCCGCAAGGACGACGAGGUCCAAGUCGUUCGUGGGACCUACAAAGGACGCGAAGGGAAAGUGGUUCAAGUCUACCGUCGCAAAUGGGUGAUCCACAUCGAGCGCAUAACGCGUGAGAAAGUGAACGGUUCGACCGUGAACGUUGGUAUCAACCCAUCCAAGGUUGUCAUCACCAAGCUGAGGCUUGACAAGGAUCGGAAGUCGUUGCUCGAUCGUAAGGCUAAGGGACGUGCUGCUGCUGAUAAGGAUAAGGGUACUAAGUUUUCCGCUGAGGAUAUCAUGCAGAGUGUCGAUUAAGAUUGUCUUUUAUUUUUCAUGUUAUGAUAAUUUGCAACUGUU